AUGUUUCGAAGCCGGCACGCCGGCCCAGCCUGUGGUGCCCACGGCUCAGGCUUUUGCUCGGAGGACGACCACUUGGUCAGCAGCGUCUUCGGCAUUAAUGUUUAUCUGAGGCCGCCUGACAGACCUGAUCGUCGGAGGGCGGUAGAGCGGAGGCGAGGGGGGGUGGCUGGCCCGAAUGCAUGCGGAUCGCAGCAGCUGGAUCCAGUUUCGUCCUGUCGCCAACAUGGAAGCCCACUCCCUCAUUGA
Protopolystoma xenopodis is the source of this 246-nucleotide messenger RNA. The record is from the annotation of a GenBank genome assembly. NCBI's taxonomy places the organism in Eukaryota, Metazoa, Platyhelminthes, Monogenea, Polystomatidea, Polystomatidae.